AUGCUUAAUGAUUCGUUGAUCAUCAUGAGGAAAGAAAUAACCGGAAAUGGUUUAACCAAUGUUACAAUCGGGAAUGAAACGCUGACUUGGUUUGUUGACUCCCGGAAAUUGCAGGCUAAUGGUAUUCGAAAUGAUGUAAAAUUUACUGAAAUUUCAAUUGCUUUGGCUCUUGAAGUAUUAAAAGACGGUACUUACAGUCCAAAGUUAGAUCACCAAUAUGUUUUUGCAUUUCUUCCUCUUAGAACAUAUGGUUUGAAGUUUAUAAUCCAAGGCGAUUUUAUUCUUCCUUCUUCAAGAGAAGAAGUUGACGGUGAUAGUCCAUGGAACCAAUGGUUGUUAUCCGAGUUACCAGAUUUGUUCGUUAGUGCUGAACUGUCAUUCUGUAGCCUUCCUGGUUUCAACAACUGUCUAGGAAAGGCCGUUUCCGUCUUUUUAAGCUAUGUUCCUCUUGUAGGUGAAGUGCAUGGGUUUUUUGCUCAACUUCCCAGGAUGAUCAUAUCGAAGCUAUGUGUGUCCAAUUGUUUGCUUCUAGAAGGUGAAAACGACAAGUGGGUCCCACCGUGUCGGGUUUUAAGAAACUGGAAUGAGCAGGCUCGAACCCUUUUGCCUGAUAGUUUGAUUCACAAGCAUCUUGGUCUCGGGUACUUGAAUAAGGAAAUAGUUUUAUCUGAUACACUCGCAUGGGCUUUGGGUAUUGAGAAUUACGGGCCUAAAGUUUUGGUUAAGAUUUUAACUUGUUUAUUGCAUACAAAAGAAGGUUUAACGUCAAUGAGUCUUAACUGGCUAUCAUCUUGGCUUAACGAGUUAUACUCAAUGUCCCUUCAGAACUCGGUUGAUUUCAAAAUUAGCUCUGAUAUUAUGGAUACCCUAGCAAAGACACCCUUCAUUCCUCUUCUAGAUGGUUGUUACGGUGCAAUCAACGAGGGUAUGAUUUGGAUGAAUUUAGAUGGUGCAUGGAACAACAAUCUAGAAGCUUUUGCCAGAUUGUUUGCGAAUCUUCGAAUUGUUAACCCUGCACUUUUUGAUGGUUCAGUCACUGAGAAUUUAAUUCAAAUGCUUUCUAAAGUUGGUGUUCAACGGUUAUCUGCACAUCAAGUAGUAAUAACACAUGUUUUGCCAGCUAUUUGUGACCAAAAAAAUACAGUCGGUAAAGAUCUCAUGAUAGAGUAUUUAUCGUUUAUAAUGGUUCACCUGCAAUGUACUUGCUCAGAUUGUUGUAUAGAAAGGGAGCACAUAAUCUCUGAGGUUUACAGUAAAGCUUUUAUCUUGACAAAUCAUGGCUUCGUUAUACCUUCUGAGGUUGCAGUCCAUUUCAACAAUGAUUUUGGGAAUCAUAUUGAUAUCCGUAGGUUGAUCAGUGGCAUUGAUAUAAAAUGGUAUGAGGUUGAUAGAAGUUACUUGAAGUAUAGUUCUAUGCGUAACUGGAGGAAGUUUUUGAAGGAAGUUGGAGUCACUGACUUUGUGCAAACUGUUCGAGUUGAGAAAACUGUUUCGUCUCGGCUUUUUCUCACAAAUAUGACGAGGGAGAAAGUGAUGAUUCCACCUGGAUCAACUGUUAGUGAUUGGGACUCUCAAGAGUUGUUUGAUUUAUUAGCAAACGUGUCAUUAAGUGGUGAUCGUGAAAAGUGCAAGUAUCUGUUGAAGGUUUUUGAUAAAAUUUGGGAUGAUUAUUUUAGUGAUAAAGUUGAAGCCUUUUGCAAUAUGGAUGGAGAAGUUAAGUCUUUUAAGUCUUCACUAAUAAGUGUUCUCGAUGAGUAUAAGUGGGUGGUUUCUAGCUUGGAUGGCAGGCUUUGUUAUCCUCAAGAUUUGUUUUAUCAUUGUGAGGCGGUGUGCUCGAUUUUUGGCGAUAAUGCUUGUUAUGCCAUCCCAAAGAUUCGAAAUGCGAAACUGGUGACUAGCGUUGGUUUCAAGAGUACGGUUACCCUUCAUGAUGCUUUAUCUGUUCUUGAUAUCUGGAAAAGAUCUGCUACAUCUUUCAAAGCUAGCAUAUCACAGAUGUCCAGAUUCUACUCGUUCAUAUGGAAAGAAUUGGUUUCUUCCGAUCAGAAAAGCAUGGCAAACUUUAGCAGUGGGUCGUUUAUUUUUGUCCCAUUGUCUUCUGUUUCUUCAAGUGAAGUUGUAUCGGGUGUACUCUUAUCCCCACAGGACGUGUAUUGGCAUGAUAAUAUUAUUAAUACAGACUGUGAACAGAACAAAAUGUUAAGCAAUUUAUAUCCAAGUUUUCGUGAUUUUUUUGUUAAUGGAUGUGGAGUAAAGGAGAACCCGCCUCUUCUAGAUUACCUUUCGUUUUUACACCAUUUAUCCACUGUAAAUUCUUAG
Helianthus annuus (common sunflower) is the source of this 2319-nucleotide messenger RNA. Its product is annotated as protein NO VEIN. Bases 1 to 2319 code for a protein of 772 amino acids. Gene Ontology annotation, cellular component: nucleus. The record is from RefSeq and is a predicted model, not a curated record. The transcript has 3 exons. Lineage: Eukaryota; Viridiplantae; Streptophyta; Magnoliopsida; Asterales; Asteraceae. Gene Ontology annotation, biological process: root development; leaf vascular tissue pattern formation; embryo development ending in seed dormancy.